Molecule: messenger RNA, 1033 nt
Organism: Artibeus jamaicensis (Jamaican fruit-eating bat)
Lineage: Eukaryota; Metazoa; Chordata; Mammalia; Chiroptera; Phyllostomidae
Product: zinc finger protein 17-like
Biological process (GO): regulation of transcription by RNA polymerase II
Molecular function (GO): DNA-binding transcription factor activity, RNA polymerase II-specific; RNA polymerase II cis-regulatory region sequence-specific DNA binding
Source: RefSeq, a predicted model, not a curated record
GGAGGGUGAGAAAAACUCUCAGGCCAGCUCUGGCCUUUCCCUGCACCAGACCCCUCACAGUGCAGGGAAGCUACAUAACACUGAGGGCAGGGAGACUCUGGAAAGUGGGCACAAUAGCUACAGGUGUGACAAAUGUGGGAAAGCCUUUAGCUACAAACACUUAUGUGUUGAGCACCAGAAAGUGCAUAGUGAAACAAGGCUCAGUGAGCUCUUUGACUGUGGGGGACUCUUCAGUCAAAGGUCUGGCUUCACUGAGCACCAGAGAGUUCAUACCAGGCCAAUGCGUUAUGAGUGCAGCCAGUGCGGAAUGUGUGUUAAAGACAGCUCCACGCUCAUUAUUCAUCAGAGAGUUCACACUGGAGAAGCGCCCUAUCAAUGCAGUGAGUGUGGGAAAUCCUUUAGGUACAGCUUUACACUCAAAAGACAUCAGAGAGUUCACACCAGAGAAAGGCCAUAUGUGUGCAGCGUGUGUGGGAAGUCUUUCCUGGACCUCUCCGUGCUCAUUAUUCACCAGAGUUCACACUCUGGAAGGCGUUCUGGGUGCAGCAAAUGUGGGAAGUUCUUCAGGUACCACUUCACCCUUGAGAGACAUCGGAAAGCGCACAGUGGAGAAAGGCCUGACGAGUGCAGCGAAUGUGGGAAACUCUUUAGGCACAACUCAAAGCACAUCAAGCCUUAUGAGUGCCCCGUAUGUGGCAGACUCUUCAGCCAAAACUCUCAUCUCAUUCGGCACCAGAAUGUUCACACCAGAGAGAAAACUUACGAAUGUAGUGAGUGCGGGAAAUCCUUUAUGGACAGCUCCACACUCAUUAUUCAUCAGAGAGUUCACACUGGAGAGAAGCCUUAUGAGUGUGGUGAAUGUGGUAAAGUCUUUAGAUACAUCAGCCUCAUUAAACAUCGUAGAAUCCACAUGGGGGAAAAGCCCUAUGAGUGCUGCAACUGCGGGAGAGGCUUUAGGCAGAACUCCCACCUUGUUCGGCACCGAGAAGUUCACAGCAAAGAGUAUUGCAAACCAGAAAUGACUUCAAAGUAA